Molecule: messenger RNA, 1866 nt
Organism: Podarcis muralis (Common wall lizard)
Lineage: Eukaryota; Metazoa; Chordata; Lepidosauria; Squamata; Lacertidae
Source: RefSeq, a predicted model, not a curated record
GAGUCAUUUCCAGGAAGGGAAACUCCCAGUGGCUGAAAACUGAAAAAGCGAAACUUAACUGGGUCUUCAGCGCGAGGGAGCCAUGGCUGCUGCAGGGGGUCACAUCCAGCGUCUCCGUGAUGAAGCCACUUGCUCCAUCUGCCUGGAUUACUUCAAGGAUCCAGUGACCAUCCCAGAGUGUGGGCACAACUUCUGCCGAUCCUGCUUGGUCCUGUUCUGGGGGGAAUCGGAGGCAGAGGCUUCCUGCCCUCAGUGCAGAGAAAGAGUCCAGAGAAGGAGCCUCGUCUCCAACCGGCAACUGGCUAAUGUGGCGGAAAUAGUGAAGAAUCUCAGCCUUCAAGAGGGAAAGGAGGAAGGAGGGAAAGGAGGAGUCUGUGAGAAGCACCAGGAGCCCCUCAAGCUCUUCUGCAAAGUCCACGAAACCCCCAUCUGCGUGGUGUGCGACAAAUCAAAGGAACAUGAAAAUCACAAGGUGAUUCCUCUGGAGGAGGCUUCCGAGGAAUACAAGGGAGAGAUCUGUCACCGCCUGGAGAUUCUGAGGAAAGAGAGAGAGGAAAUUCUGGCCCAUCAAGCAGAUCUGGACAAGGAAAGCAAAGACCUCCUUGAAUCUACCCAGACCCGACAGAUAGCUGAAGGAGCUAAGGAAAAAGCAGUGGCAGUAGAGGAGAAGCUACCACCCAUUCAAAGGCAACUGGAUGGUCAUAGGUCGACGUUGUCUAUGAUCGAAUUGAAGGAGAAACAAACGAACCUAAGGAUCAGAGCCGUACCUGAAGCUGAGAAAGAUAACUUGGUUGAUUUUCUUAUGCAGGAAAUUGCAGACUUUUGGAAAUCAGAUUUGGAAAAGGGAGAAAUCAAGAUAGUGAGGGCCUUUAGGCUUGGAGGAGGGGGGAAGAAGAACAGGGUGAGAGACUGUUUGAUUACCCUCCGGACAAAAGAGGAGAGAGACAAAAUCUUGAGUCUGCACUUCCAGAAGACUUUGGUAAUACAUCAGUCAAGAGUGGAGAUAUUCAAAGACAUCCCGAAAUACCUUUUGGACCUUAGAUCUGACUACAGAGAUUUGGUUGGUCUGCUGAGAAGCAAUAGAAUUGUUUUUAGGUGGGAAUUCCCCCAAGGCCUAUCUUUUAGCUUCAAAGGAAGAAAUACAAAAAUAAGAUCAGUGGACGACAAGGAAAGAUUUUUGAGGGACCACGAGGAAGAUUUACAGAAAGGAUCUGGAGAAGAGCCAGGAGUACUGGAAAGAGGAAUACUAGACAAAGCAAUACUGCCUCUCGGAUUGGACGAUCUAGGAAAAGUGACACCACCGACAGAACAAGAACAAGCACUCGGCGCGGUUGGAGGAAAAGCAAAGUAACUACACCAUGGCCCUGCAACUAUUAAGUUGGAAUACCAAUGGUCUUAACUCCUCCCAUAAGAGGAAAAAAAUCUUUCAUAUAUUAAAAAAGGAACAUUUGGACUUGAUCUGUUUACAGGAAACACAUGUGAUAAGACUACACAGGAAAGUAUUGAUAAAUAAAAGAUUGGGGCAAGAAUUUAUUUCAUCGGACAAAGUCAAAAAAGAGGAGUAGUGAUUUACGCUAAGGAGAGCUUAUCACCGAAAUUUAUUUUUAAAGAUGAUCAAGGAAGAUGGGUUGCAAUUGAAAUUCAAACACAAGGAGAGAAAUUUUUGAUAGUAGGAGUUUAUGCACCAAAUGAGGGAAAAUCAGAAUUCUUUAAAAAACUGCACAAGACUUUGAUGGACUAUAUGGAUUAUAAUGUGAUCUUGAUGGGGGAUAUGAACGGAGUGGUGUCUACAAAUAUGGACAAGGCACAAAGACAGGUAGUUUUUAAGGAUGGUAGACUACCAAAAACCUUUUUUGAAAUGACUGA